AUGUGGUGUGAUGCUAGAAGGUCAAAGAAGGCUCUAGAACUAUCACACAAGAGGUUAGCAACAACGAUCUACCUCAAACAGGACAGGGCAGGACAUGGUAGUAUAGAAGGAUUUAUAUUAGCAUUAGCAUUAGCUAUACAUAAUUUAGCAGAUAUUAUAAAUAUAGGAACCGCCUUAGCUUAG
This is a messenger RNA of Funneliformis mosseae, 183 nucleotides long. NCBI's taxonomy places the organism in Eukaryota, Fungi, Glomeromycota, Glomeromycetes, Glomerales, Glomeraceae. The record is from the annotation of a GenBank genome assembly.